CAUCCGCAUCCAUCAUCAUCAGACGACGGCAGCAGCAUCAUCGCGGAAUUGCGUGAAAAUAAGUGCGCUGUGUUCGUUUGAAUUCUGUUGUCCAUUUACCGGAAUAAUCCUCGAUUUUACUGUACCCACUUUGCUGAGAGGAUGGCCGAUCGGGAAGAAUUGAUCAAACAGUUUUCCGACGUCACCGGAGUGGCCGAGGACAGAGCCAAAUUCUUCUUGGAGGCAGCCAACGGAGAACUACAGGUGGCACUGUCCAGCUUUUACGAGGGUGACAAUGAAGGCGAACGGCCAGCCAUACCCAUAGAUGAUGAUGACGAUUCAGACGACGAUAACGUUCCGAUGGAUUCGGUUCAUCUGUCGCGGUCGGAUGCCAAAUCGAAGGCUAAGAAGGCACCGAAAUCGAACAAGUUUGCUACACUAGCCUCUCUGAAUGAUUCAUCGUCGGAGGAUGAUGAAGAGCAAGGACAAGCAUUCUACGCUGGAGGUUCGGAACGUUCCGGCCAGCAGGUCCUGGGUCCUCCGAAGAAGAAUCCGAUCAAAGACUAUGUCUCGGAGAUAUUCCGGUCGGCCCAGCAGGGUAAUCUGGAAACGUUCGAAGGCGAAGCGAGUCCAAGUUCCAGUUCCUCGCUAUAUGUCGGAACCGGCUAUAGAUUAGGGCAAACAGACAACGACCAUCAGGCCAUUCCGGAUCGGCAAAGAUCAUCCGGACGUGACACGGACCAUAAUCAUGAAGUCGUCACCUUGACCCUCUGGCGCCAAGGUUUCUCCAUCAACGAUGGGGAACUGCGUCGUUACGAGGACCCAGCCAAUAAGGAGUUCUUUGAAUCGAUUAUGCGCGGAGAAAUACCGGCCGAGCUGCGUUCCAAGGGUCCCACCAUGAUUCACCUGGAUCUCAAGGAUAACCGCCACGAGGAUUAUGUGAAACGUUCCGCGCCAUUCAGGGCCUUUGGGGGGAGUGGCCAAACUUUGGGCAGUCCGGCUCCCAAUGUGGUGGAAAGUGCGUCGGCAGCUGCCGGCAACAGCGAGGAAAAUGAGAAGAAGGCAGCUUCCGGCCUGCAGGUGGAUGAAAGUCAACCGACUACGAAUUUGCAGAUUCGAUUGGCCGAUGGAUCCCGUUUGUCGGCUCGGUUCAACCAAAGCCACACCGUCGAUAACGUACGGCAGUAUAUUACUAACGCUCGUCCGCAGUACGCAACACAAAACUUCGCUCUGAUGACCACAUUCCCCCCGAAGGAGCUCUCCGAUGGCUCACAAAGCUUGAAGGAUGCGGGCCUGUUGAAUGCGGCGAUAAUGCAACGUAUGAAGUAGUAGUUAGGUCAUUGCAGAUGCCAACGUGUAGGUAGAGGUGAGUUUCAUUCAUGGUGUUUCGGCCUUAAGUCUCUGUUUGUCGGAGUGCUGCACAUGUCAGCGGUGUACUAUUAUUUUUCGAAAGCGAGGCAAAGCACAGCGAGUGGUUCAGACUGAAGGUGUGCAAAUCGAAAUCCGUUUCUCUUCUUAGUUAUGUCGGUGGUAAGUGCCUAUAAGGCCUCACAUCAUUCACUUCAAGCUUACUCUCUGGAGUUUUUGAAACAGUAGCAUAGGAACCCGAUCAUCAAAAAUCACCGGUGAGAAUCUGUUUGGAUGCGUGAUUCACACUAUUCUAAUAACUUAUAAUUUCAAUGAAUUAGUAUAUAUACAUACUGGCUUACACGAUA
Aedes albopictus (Asian tiger mosquito) is the source of this 1694-nucleotide messenger RNA. It is a transcript of the gene p47, whose product is annotated as NSFL1 cofactor p47. Lineage: Eukaryota; Metazoa; Arthropoda; Insecta; Diptera; Culicidae. Bases 142 to 1308 code for a protein of 388 amino acids. The transcript has 5 exons. Gene Ontology annotation, cellular component: nucleus; cytosol. The record is from RefSeq and is a predicted model, not a curated record. Gene Ontology annotation, biological process: nuclear membrane reassembly; membrane fusion; autophagosome assembly. Gene Ontology annotation, molecular function: ubiquitin binding.